Molecule: messenger RNA, 1302 nt
Organism: Alternaria conjuncta
Lineage: Eukaryota; Fungi; Ascomycota; Dothideomycetes; Pleosporales; Pleosporaceae
Exons: 1
Coding region: 1-1302 (433 amino acids)
Source: RefSeq, a predicted model, not a curated record
AUGAGUCAGACUACUACACAAGGCUCUCAACGCGAUACCUGGGGUCACGUCAAGGUACCUCGGAUCGAGCAUUACGAAAGCACAUCCCCUCUCGGGGAUGGAGGCUGGUACAGUACAGAAAACAGCACUCUGGAAUCUUACUCUUCGUUCAUUGGUGUUCCCAUAAGUGGAAUGAAUUCACCGGAGUUCAUCGACUACUCCACCACGAUCCAGGCGAAGUACUUUCAUCUGGAAUGUGAUCGAUUCCUCGAUGAUUCCGACGAUUGGGACGCCCAGUUCACAUUCAACACCACAAGGUGGCUGGGGUACGUGUAUUGGAACGAAAAUGUCACGAGCCGUGCCGAGAUCCCUCCCGAUGAAGUUGAGCCUUUCGCGUUCGUCAUUGUCAGCAACUCAUUACUGGGACUCAUCUGGGAUUGUACGAUUCAGACAACGUACGUGGAAGCUGAAAUCGCAUGCUCUACGUAUGAUGCCUGUGCUGUCGUUCGUAUUCGACGCUCUCGCCUCGCACACCCACCGCCAGCAUAUACCCAACUGGGUCCGCUGGUAGGAUUCCAGAACACACCUUGGGAAUCUGCGCUUGUGAAUAUGGCUAUUGAAGAUGGCUCAACUGACGCGUUCUACGGGUAUGACGACGACGCCGGUUCUAGCUUCCUUAGCAUGUAUCACAUGUCACAGGAUUAUUACGUAAACCCCACAAACAUUGUAAAUCUGCAGGACGUUGUGGUGGAUUAUAAGACUAUUGUCCCACGUCUCGGUCAGGUAGUCAAUGCAUAUUGGGCGACAAUGAACGGCAAAGCCUCGCUCAGGGGUAAUUUUGACGCAUCCACCCGUCGAUCAAAUGCAAAUGUCUCUUGGUACGAUCAAGAUCAAGAUGAUUUCCAUAGCAUGGAUUCAUUUGAUCAAGGCAACGCGGAAACUCUAGCAAAAGCAUGGCCGAGUACAGGAACAAGACGCAGUAACGUCGAGGUCUUCAAAGCGCACUUCGGCUGGGUUAUCGCGCUUAUCGUCUCGUCGACAGUGCUCAUCGUAGCGAGUCUGGUGCCGUUCUACCUCCGCACCUUUCUCCCGCACGGCCCAGACGUGCUCAUGAACUUCUCUAGUCUGGCGACAAGAGAUAAUCCUUAUGUAGCUUUACCGGUGACGGGGACAUAUCUUGACGCAGCUGAUCGAUCGCGGUUGCUGAAGGACGUGCGAAUACGUUUUGGAGAUGUCGAAGAGGGCGGUGAGAUCGGGAGGUUGGCGAUUGGACGGGCGGACGGGGAUGUUGCGCCGCUGAGGAAGGAGAGGAAGUAUGCGUAA